GCCGGCCGGCUCCCCUCCCCCGGCCGCUGGCUCGCUCGGCUCGCAACGCUGCAGAGGCUCCGAGGCGGCGGCGCGGCGACUCCGUCUUUCCCUCCUUCCUUCUCCGUCCGUCCGUCCGUGCGUCUGUCCGUUCGGCCUCGGUCCGGCCCGCAGCAUGGCCGGCGUGAGCUUCAGUGGCCACCGCCUGGAGCUGCUGGCGGCGUACGAAGAGGUGAUUCGGGAGGAGAGCGCGGCCGACUGGGCUCUGUACACUUAUGAGGAUGGCUCAGAUGACCUCAAGCUUGCAGCAUCAGGAGAUGGCGGCUUGCAGGAGCUCUCCGGCCACUUUGAGAACCAGAGGGUGAUGUAUGGCUUCUGCAGUGUCAAGGACUCCCAGGCUGCUCUGCCAAAAUACGUGCUGAUCAACUGGGUUGGUGAGGAUGUACCUGAUGCCCGCAAAUGUGCUUGUGCCAGCCACGUGGCUAAGGUGGCUGAGUUCUUCCAGGGCGUCGACGUGAUCGUGAAUGCCAGUAGCGUGGAAGACAUCGAUGCGGGCGCCAUCGGGCAGCGGCUCUCCAAUGGGCUGGCGCGGCUCUCCAGCCCUGUGCUGCACCGACUACGGCUCCGUGAGGACGAGAAUGCCGAGCCGGUGGGCACCACCUAUCAGAAGACUGAUGCGGCUGUGGAGAUGAAGCGGAUUAACCGCGAGCAGUUCUGGGAGCAGGCCAAGAAGGAGGAAGAACUGAGAAAGGAGGAGGAGCGGAAGAAGGCCCUGGAUGAGAGACUCAGAUUUGAGCAAGAGCGGAUGGAGCAGGAGCGGCAGGAGCAGGAGGAGCGGGAGCGCCGAUAUCGGGAGCGAGAGCAGCAGAUUGAGGAACACAGGAGGAAACAACAGACUUUAGAGGCUGAGGAGGCCAAGAGACGGUUGAAGGAGCAAUCUAUCUUUGGUGACCAGCGGGAUGAGGAGGAAGAGACCCAGAUGAAGAAGUCAGAAUCAGAGGUAGAGGAGGCAGCAGCCAUUAUUGCCCAGCGACCUGAUAAUCCACGGGAGUUCUUUAAGCAGCAGGAAAGAGUCGCAUCGGCCUCCGCAGGCAGCUGCGAUGUGCCCUCACCCUUCAACCACCGACCAGGUCGUCCGUACUGCCCUUUCAUAAAGGCAUCGGACAGUGGGCCUUCCUCCUCCUCCUCUUCCUCUUCCUCCCCUCCACGGACUCCCUUUCCCUAUAUCACCUGUCACCGCACCCCAAACCUCUCUUCCUCCCUCCCAUGCAGCCACCUGGACAGCCACCGGAGGAUGAUACCUACCCCUCUCCCUGCCCGGAGCCCCUCUGACUCCAGCACGGCCUCCACCCCUGUUGCUGAGCAGAUCGAGCGGGCCCUGGAUGAGGUCACGUCCUCACAGCCUCCACCACUGCCGCCACCACCCCCAGCAGCCCAAGAGACCCAGGAGCCCAGCCUCAGCCUGGAUAGUGAAGAGACCAGCAAGGAAGCCAGAGCAGCAGCCCCUCAGGCCAGGGCUGGCCCCCUGGAGGAGUCCCCUCAGGCCUCGGAGCCUCCCGAGGGCCAAGGCAGCCCCAUGGAGGAGGACUUGAUGUUCAUGGCAUCUACAGAGCAGGCAGACCUGGCUGCCUCUUUAGAGCCUGCCAUGGCUGGAGCCUCUGCAGCCGACAGCCCAGUAGCUGAUGCCAUUGAAACCGACACUGCCGUGGCUGACACUGCUGUUGCUAACACCGUCACCCCUGCCGCUGCCAGCCUCAUUGACCUUUGGCCAGGCAAUGGGGAAGGGGCCUCUGCACCCCAGGCUGAGCCUCGGGCCCCCACACCACCUUCAGGUGCCGAAGUCAUGCUGGCGGAGGUGCCCCUGCUGGAUGAGGUGGCUCAGGAGCCACUGCUGCCAGCAGAAGGCAGUGCCAAUCUUCUCAGUUUUGAUGAGCUGCCUGAGCCGCCAGCCACCUUCUGUGACCCAGGGGAGGAAGUAGAAGGGGAGCCCCUGGCUGCCCCCCAGGCUCCAACUCUGCCCUCAGCUCUAGAAGAGCUAGAUCAGAAGCUGGAGCCAGAGCUGGAACCAGAGCCCCACCUGCUGACCAAUGGCGAGACCACCCAGAAGGAGGGGACCCAGGCCAGUGAGGGGUACUUCAGCCAAUCACAGGAGGAGGAGUUUGUCCAAUCAGAAGAGCUAUGUGCAAAGGCUCCGCCUCCUGUGUUCUACAACAAGCCUCCAGAAAUCGACAUCACCUGCUGGGAUGCAGACCCAGUACCGGAAGAGGAGGAGGGCUUCGAGGGUGGUGACUAGCAGUGGUGCCUGCCCUUAGGCUGCCCUCGCCAGGGCCGCCCACCUGCCCCGUCUCUGGCCAGAUGGUCCACAGUGCCUGCACUCGCAGCAGCUCCGCCUGGCACCCACUCUGGAUUCUGGCCCUGGCUGGGAACUUGGCCGCAUCCCUACCCACAGGGCCCUACUUUUACAGCUUUUCUCUCUUUUUUUUUUUUUUAAAGUUGAUAGGAGACUUGUACAGUUGACUGGUUUUCCUCCCGUUGGUAGUUGAGACGCUGUUGCAAAUUCCACCCCCUUACCACCCGGUCCAGAUUGUAGCUCUUAGUCCUCCCUGCUCACUCACCUGGCCGGGGUGGAGGCCUCACCUUGCUUGGGGCCUGGCGUGGGGGGGAAGUUUUGGUGGGAAAGUGUUCCCCCCACCUCUUUUCCUAGUUUUCUGUUUCUUGGAAAAAAUAUCACUUUGUAUUCUCUGUCCAGGGCUUCAGAUAUUUUGCACGAAUUUUAAAACAUGGCAAUAAAUGGCUCGUGGGCUCUGGCUCCCUGGGACACCCCUCCCUACCCUUCUCUUGACCCUUCCCCACCUGGCCCAAAGGAAGAGAAGCAGGCCUAGCUGGGGCCUCUCAGCUUCCCGGCCCUUUCCUGCCCCCUCCUGCUGGGCAGGUCCCAGGCUGGAGGCCCUCGGCGUGAUUCAGGUCAGGGCUAUGGGUGGCCCCUCUCCAUCUCCUCCUUCUUUGCUUGGGUUCCUUUUUCACGUUCAGUAACUGUUUUUUGGAAAGCACAAACUUCUGUAACAGGUCGUGCUCAUGUCUGUUAAUAAAGAAAUCCAGAUCCCUUCA
Molecule: messenger RNA, 3087 nt
Organism: Bubalus bubalis (water buffalo)
Lineage: Eukaryota; Metazoa; Chordata; Mammalia; Artiodactyla; Bovidae
Gene: DBN1
Product: drebrin 1
Exons: 15
Coding region: 155-2272 (705 amino acids)
Biological process (GO): postsynaptic actin cytoskeleton organization; positive regulation of axon extension; neuron projection morphogenesis
Cellular component (GO): postsynaptic density; dendrite; postsynaptic membrane
Molecular function (GO): actin filament binding
Source: RefSeq, a predicted model, not a curated record